AUGGUGCAUGCCAUCUAUAUCGACUUUAAAAAGACCUUCGAUAGUGUGCCUCACCACCGCCUUCUAUACAAACUUAUCCGUGCAGGAGUGCGAGGUAAGCUUCUGAUGUGGAUUCGGAGCUUUUUAAUCGGCCGCUCUCAAGCCGUCCGCGUCGGUGACCAACAAUCUGCCGAGUUUGUCGUUAAGAGUGGUGUUCCCCAAGGCUCUGUUCUUGGCCCUACACUGUUCCUCGUAUACGUCAAUGACUGCGCAAACGAACUGAAUUGCGAUGUCGCAACGUUUGCCGAUGACAUAAAGAUCUGGAGUAUCAUACGAAGCGAAGUUGACGAGGCGCGACUGCAGACAAGUCUGGACCACCUCGAGCAAUGGUCGAAAGACUGGCUUCUACCGUUCAACGUAAACAAGUGUACUUUCCUACGCGUCGGCAGCACCAGUUCUCCUAACAACACGGUCUACCGUCUGAAUGGCAAACCACUGCAAGAAGUCGACGCCCAGAAGAACUUGGGUGUAUGGAUCACAACCUCGCUUAAGCCUUCACUACAAUGUUCAAAGGUGGCCAAGUCGGCGAUGUCCAUUCUAUACCUCGUCAAACGGGCGUUCUCCUUCUUUGAUGAAGACUGCUUCGCCAAGGUCUUUCAAAAUUUUGUGCGACCGCAUCUGGAGUUUGCUAUCCAAGCAUGGCGACCCUGGACCGCUAAAGACUUGGGCAUACUCGAAAAAGUUCAACGGCGAGCAACGAAACUUGCAUCUGGGCAGUGUUCACCACCCUACGAAACACGAUUAGCUAAUCUUGACCUCUUUCCUUAG
Messenger RNA from Spirometra erinaceieuropaei, 807 nucleotides. The record is from the annotation of a GenBank genome assembly. NCBI's taxonomy places the organism in Eukaryota, Metazoa, Platyhelminthes, Cestoda, Diphyllobothriidea, Diphyllobothriidae.